This is a messenger RNA of Bipolaris oryzae ATCC 44560, 1101 nucleotides long. RefSeq names its product glycosyltransferase family 34 protein. Lineage: Eukaryota; Fungi; Ascomycota; Dothideomycetes; Pleosporales; Pleosporaceae. Gene Ontology annotation, molecular function: glycosyltransferase activity. The coding region runs from base 1 to 1101 and encodes 366 amino acids. The record is from RefSeq and is a predicted model, not a curated record. Gene Ontology annotation, cellular component: Golgi membrane. The transcript has 2 exons. Gene Ontology annotation, biological process: protein N-linked glycosylation.
AUGACCCGCAGCACGCGAUCAUCCUUCGACAGCGACUUCUCUCUCUCUUCGGACUCGGAAUCGCAAUGCCGCCAAACCUGUCGCCCCCGAAGUCCCAUCCAAACUCUAAAAUACCUCUCUUUCCUCACCCUCAGUCUAUCCCUAAUUUUCUACCUCACACACACCACCGCAUCCCCGGCGCCCUCCCCGCCCUUCCUCCCUUCAACCCCAUUCCAAGCCUCAAACCCCUCUCCACAGGAUACCAAGUUCCCAUCCAAAAUCGGCAAAGCAACCGCCUCCUUCGGCCCCCACGACCCCACCUACGAAGCCGCCAUCUCCUCGCACCACCCCCACGAUGCCCUCCACGGGUACCCGCACUUCAUCCUCCGCGAACGCAUGCUCCCCGGCCUCUGGUCCAAACACGCCUUCCUCCUCACCCUCAUCGGCACCGAACUCUCCAAACCCGCCGACCACCGACUCCACUGGAUCUUCUGGCACGACCGCGACACUAUCCUCAUGAACCCAAACAUCCCACUUGAAAUCUUCCUACCCGCGCAACAGAAGGAGGUCGGACGCAACAAGACGGGCAGCGACGUGAACUUGAUAGUUACAAACGACCGACACGGACUCAACAACGGAGUGUUUUUCCUACGGGUAGGCGAAUGGGCGGUACGGUUCCUAAGCGCGAGUUUGAGUUUGAAAGAGUGGGAUGCCAAUGUCCAGCUCAAGUAUUCGGAGCAAAGUGCCAUGGAGAUUGUAGGGGAAAGGCCACAUUUCUCACAAAACAUCUUUCACGUCCCUCAACGAUGGUUCAAUGCUUACCCGCCCCCUUCUACCACCACCACCACCACCACCACCACCACGACUUCUGCGCCAGUAGCAGCACCAUCCGCCGCACGCAAGGGUUCACUGCUCAUUCACUUUGCGUCGAAUCGCGAUGGGAAGCGGCCGGAGCGCAUGGCGCAGUGGCAGCGCGUCGCGGGAUCACCUGGUAACGAAUGGAACAAGCCGCUGAACGAAACACGAUAUGUGUCCGAGAUCGCAGAGUUCUGGGAGAGGCUGGGUGAAGGGGAGGAGGAAGGCGUGGUGGUGAGUGAUAUAGGGGGUAGGACGUGGGAUUGA